CGUUUUCUGUGGAUUAGGGUUAGGGGCGGUUUAAGGACUGAAGAACAUCCGGGGCUUAAUACACGCACGCGCACACACGUGACACGCACUAGUCAACAUCAUACAUGUCUUGUACCACAUAAUUUUUAAUCUGAAGCUACGUAUUAAGCAUUUUCAGGGCAGAGUAUUGUUCCUGUUAGUGUUUAGUGUGAGAUGAUAGUAAAUAUUCCAUUUCUUUCUCCAACAACUUUACCUGAUAGUAAGCUAACUUUAGGCAAACCAGCAGCGCAACAAAUAAGACUCACAAACCUGAGUCAACACCAGUCUCAUCAAAGCUGGGGUUCUGUUGCUGUACUUUUGGUCUAAAAAACGUCCUCAUGUCCAUCUUCACUCAUGUAUUUCAGGCAGAGAGUGUAGAAGAAGCCGGCUGCUGAAGGGCUUCUUCUUCAGUGGUGGAGGCUCAGGCAGACUGUAUACAAACUACUGCCAGCUGCUCCCUCUCUGUUGGACUUUGGUACUGCAUAUUACUUCCACGAUUUAGAUCCGGGGCUUCAGCCCAAGUAGCCGGGCCUAACGCCGCCCCUGGGCAAUAGGGAGUUUAAGUGACUUCCUCAUCACGGGUCCCCUGAGGAACAAAAACAUGAAUGCAAGUCAACGGGGCUAAAAACGCUAUUUUCUAAUCCGCUUUGCCUUACGCCCUGGAUCACACAUGUUGUACUACAGUAUAAAUGAAAAGUAACAUGGGUGUUUUGACCAUGCCAGUGACGUACUUUGAGAUUUAUAAGCUUGCAAAAGUUCUUAAUUAGCAUGACUGCAAACCAGAAAUCGGUAAGUCGCAUGUAUGACGUCACCACAUAAUCUCCUCCCCCUAGGUAGCUGCUACUUACCACAUGACCAGAUUUAUGGUGUUUCUUUCCUCCUGUGGGAAGUUUGCUGAACACACAGCCCUUUUCUCUCAGUUUUCUCCGUGUCUGGUUCGAUGACGUCACUUUCGUGAGGCGCAUUUGUAGUCCUGGACUUGUUUUCACACAAAACCUAAAAUAGUGUUUCCCCCGUUAGAAAAUAAGCACGUUCUUGGUAUCAAAAUGUGUUUUUAACCCCUUAGCAUUCCAGCGUGCCGCCCGUGGGACAAAACCCCAUUGUAUUCAUUUAACCUGGAAAUCAAAGGGGUUUAAAUUCAUGGAUGUGAAAUCCAUGGCACAAAACAAGCGGAAUUAGAAAAUAGCAUUUUUAGCCCCAUUGCCUUGAAUUAAUUUUUUUCGUUCUUCCGGGGACUCAGGUGGGUGUGACUUAGGCUCCCUAUAGGGCUUGUGAUCACACGUGAUUACGCAUAGCAUUCUGGGAUGUUGGAAGGUUGACGAGUGUAAACAAACCAUGAAACAAAUGGUACUGUCGCACAGAAGAAGAGGAUUUGGGCAAAAGGAAAUGUUAAACAUAAAAUCCCAAAAAGGGUGCAGAAUAUACAGGGAUACGUUAUAUAAAGACGUUGGGGACCGGUAUGUGGAUAGAAUCAUCGUUAUAAAUUGUUUUGAUCCAUAUGAAAGACUCAAGACUGGAGCACCGAUGACAUAUAGUUGCUGCUGCAGUUCUGCAUAACGGGACAUUUUCGGCUAUCUUGUUUGUGGUGUGAGCGGAUGUAAACGUCCGGAUGAGAGUUCCAUACACAUCGCUGCAGACUUGGGUGAAGUGCAGAUUAAGGGUGCAAUGGGGGCGUGGUAAACUUCUGCACUUGAGAAUUGGGACACCCUACUCACUCGCGCCCCUGGCGAGGAACGAGCAAUUGAAGGGUGCGACGGGGCAAGUCUGUUAGCUAAACACGGCUAAAGAAAACCUGCUACCACUUCAGGAUCAUCCAACAGCUGGGACUGCUUCAUCGUGUUUACUUCACCAUCUGGAUCUGGACAGCAUGGAUACAGAUGUUCACCAGGUGGUUAAAGAAGAAGCUCCUGAAGAUCAGAGUGCUGGUGUGGACCAGCAGGACCCAGAACAGUUCCAAAUAAAGGAGGAACAGGAGGAACUCUGGACCAGCCUGGAAGGAGAGCAGCUCCAUUUGAAGGAGGAGACUAAUCCUGCCAGGUUUCCAUUCACACCAGUUUCUAUAAAAAGUGAGGACAAUGAAGACAAACUUCUGUUCUCACAGCUUCUUCAUCAGCAGCAAAUAGAAGACAGAGAUGUUCCAACCAGCAGCUCAGCUGAGCAGACAACAGCAGAAACUGGUAGAGGAGCAGAAUCUAGCAGGAACCCAGUUCUGAACCCUAAUGAACAGAUAUCUGAUUCUUCAGAGACUGAAGUUAGUGAAGAUGAUGUGAAUCUAAAUGUUGAGUUAUUAGACUCUGGGCCUGAAACUGGAGAUGACAGCAAUGAGAGCAGGUCUUCUGAGUCAGAUGUUAAGACUGUCAAAAAAUCCUUUAGCUGCCCUGAGUGUGGUAAACAGUUUCUCCACAAGUGGACUCUCCAGAGACAUGUGAGAGUGACGAGUCAUUCAGCAAUAAGGUCUUCAGGCUGUUUGGUUAGUAAGAAAAAUGUUAAAAUGAAGCAACACGUGGACUCAUGCAGGAACGUCCAGAAAGAACCAAAAUCAUUUAGUUGUGACAUUUGUGGAAAAAUAUUUUGUCAUAAUAAAAGUUUAAACAGUCACAUGGGAGUCCACACAGGACAGAAACCUUUUGCAUGUGAGCUGUGUGAACAAAGAUUUAGUCAUAAGUCAACAUUAAGGACUCACUUGAGAGUUCAUUCAGGACAGAAACCUUUUGCCUGUGAACUCUGUGGGAAAAGCUUUCAUCGAAGUACAAUUUUAAACAGUCACAUGAGAGUCCACACGGGACAGAAACCUUUUACCUGUGAACUCUGUGGGAAAAGCUUUAAUCAAAAGACACAUUUAAACACUCACAUGAGAGUCCACACAGCACAGAAACCUUUUGCUUGUGAGCUGUGUGAACAAAGAUUUAGUCAUAAGACAACAUUAAACACCCACAUGAGAGUCCACACAGGACAGAAACCUUUUGUUUGUGAACUCUGUGGCAAAAGUUUUAAUCGAAGUACAAUUUUUACCACUCACAUGAGGGUCCACACAGGAGAGAAACCCUUUGCUUGUGGACUCUGUGGAAAAAGCUUUACUCAAAGGACAAGUUUAAACAAUCACACAAGACUCCACACAGGACAGAAACCUUUUGCCUGUGAACUCUGUGGGAAAAGCUUUACUCAAAGAACAAGUUUAAACAAACACACAAGAGUCCACAUAGGACCGAAACCCUUUGCCUGUGAGCUAUGUGGACAAAGAUUUACCUAUAAGAAAAGUUUAAACAGUCACAUGAGAGUCCACAAAGGACACAAAGAAUGUGUUUAAAGUGCAAGCCACACCCAAAUGAACUUUCUUUUACUGCUAAAUGAUAUCUUUUUAUAUUUUAGACAUAUAAAUGAGUGUCUAAAAAUGCUGUAGACAAGUGAGGUCAUUAUUUUGGCAUUUUAGUACAUCUCAUUUAAAAUGUAAACAUUAAAGAGCAAGUCACCCCCAAAUAAACUUUUUUUUGCUGAUAAACUAAAUAAACGAGUGUCUAAUCGUGCUGCAGACACGUGUCGUCAAUAAUUUGGCACUUCAGUGCAUCUUAGUUAAAAUUUAAAUAUUCUGCCUAAAACUGGCAGUGUUGUGCCAUUGUCAGGUAAAUACUCUGCACUGUAUUUUAAUUUAAAUCUGCCACCGCUAUUGGCUAAGAAGUAUGCUAUGAUGUAAACUGGUACAUUAUGAUGUCACAAUCCUGUCGUGAGCCUGUGUGUGUAUUUGUUAGCGGCUCCGCCCUCUCGGUCUGCCAGGCAGCAACAUGUGUUGCAUUUUUCAAACAUGAAGUGCGAGUGGAGUUAGACUCUGGUAGGGGUUGACUUGCUCUUUAAGCUUUAAACUACCAGUGUAGCACCCUCUUCAGGUUAAAGCUCUGCACUACAUUGAAUUUGAAUCAGCCAUCAUUAUUGUCAAAGAGGUAUCCUGUAUGUCAGCAGUACUGUUGGAGUAUACAGGUCCUUCUCAAAAACUUAGCAUAUUGUGAUAAAGUUCAUUAUUGUCUGUAAUGUACUUAUAAACAUUAGACAUUCAUAUAUGUAGCGUAGGCAAAUCGAUGAUUUUUAUUUGUUAAUACCAGGAAGAUGUAAUGUUCUAUAUAAAUACAAAAUAUUAACCUGC
Messenger RNA from Nothobranchius furzeri (turquoise killifish), 4153 nucleotides. NCBI's taxonomy places the organism in Eukaryota, Metazoa, Chordata, Actinopteri, Cyprinodontiformes, Nothobranchiidae. The record is from RefSeq and is a predicted model, not a curated record.